UUACUGCCCCAGGAUGGUGAAAUCACAGAACUGAACCUCUGGGAUUCUGUGCAGCGCUGCCAAGAAGGAUGGCAAGGCUCUCAAGACGAAGCUCGGCGUAGAAGGUACGUGCUCCGUCCCCAGUGAGAAGUGACGCUGUCGAAGACUCUAUAACUGACACUGCACACAGAGGAGCGGUUAAUGAAGGGAAGAAGCACUGUGAGCAUGUGCGUCCUGCAUUACAAGAUUCCACUACAGGACGUAACCAACAGCAACUGAAAUAAAAAUGGAUUUGCCACAGGGUACAAUGGUAUACCGUUAGAAGAGGGAAAGAGAAGUUGGACAACCAUGGGCUUUCAAAAUAUGACGGGGCUUUUCUACCCCAGCCAAACUCUGGGCGGACCUCACACGGACAUAGAAGAUAUUAUUACUUCUCAGAACGUCAUCUCAAGGGUCAUGCACAGCUACCUUGGCAUACUGGUCCCUCUUGGUUUACUGGCUGGUGUCUUCUGUGUGGCCAUACUAAUUAUAAACAAGAUGAAGCAUAACACACUGGAUAAUCUGGACUUCUAUCUUCUAGCGUUGGUGGUUACAGACAUUACAAUUGUCUUGUACUCUUUUACCUCAAACACAAGACCGGGCUAUCUAGAAAUUUCUAAUUUAAGUUGUGGGUUCCUAUCAUGUUUCUUCAAUGUGAGCUAUUUCUUCUCUCAGUACUUGCUGAUUUUAAUGUUCUUCGUCUUACUCCUCACAGAUGACUACACAUUUCAAAGUCAUCUGAGAUACACCUUUCUUACUCUAACAUUGUCAAUACUUAUGUCUGUAGUCAAUGCGUCACUGCUGGGAACCUAUCAUAAACUUCAAAAUAUAACAUACUGCCAGUUGGACCCAUUAAAUGCUAAACCAGAAUACGACAUCAUGAAGUUCACUGCUGGAUUUGGAGUCCCAACCCUCGUACUUCUCAUCUUUACCAUUCUAAUGAUUAUUCAAGCUCGGAAAGUGGAAAUGUCUGAGAAGAUCCAGGUUCACGUGGUUCUUUUAUGUCACAUUGCAGUUAUUUUUAUAUGUCGACUUUUCUACAACAUCAUGCUCAUCAGGAGAACUGUUCUAAAGAUUCAUGGCUUCUACAUGUCUCCUAGAGAGGAGUUAGUCCUGAACAUUGCAGAACUAGUAGUAUUUGGUGGAAGCUGUGUCAGACUUAUAUGCACACUUGUGCUGCAUAAACCAUGCAGGGAAGGUCUCAAGAAAUCGGUGCAAUUCUUAAUCAAUAAGUGUAGAAGAAAAGAAACGUCCAACAGUAUAAUCUAACCAUAUGUGGUCCUCAUCUGGAUUCUCAACCAUGUAAAAUAUUUACGUUAUAAGAGAAAAUAUCUAUCACAUGUAAUAAGCUAGAUAUGCAUAUCGAAGAGGUCAUUCCAAAAAAAUGUAUAUAGCCAUCCUCAGGGAUGUACAUACCAUAGAGUUAUGUUAUGUGUUUUGCUAUGUGGCUCCUGGUGAAGGUCUAUCUAGGUUGGCCUCUUCACUUGUUUUGCUAGGCAGUAAAAAACAAACAAACAGUCUAGUGAUCACCACUAUAUAGGUCCUACAAUCUUCCUGCAAAGAAACCUGUGAGGAAUCCACCCACAGAUCAUGGAAAGAAUAUGGGGGGCAAGCAAGCAUCAAGUCUUUCUGUUUCAGGUGGGUAGGGAUGUGCUGAUGUGAACCUGCACCAGAAGGGUCAUUUUUCUCAAGAUUAUUUAGGAAGAACUGAAGAUACACCUUCAGGUCUUGGUGCUUUGAGGAUACUGAAUUCUCCAAGCCUUAAAAAGGUUUUCCGGGAUUUAUGAUGAAAACAGAUGACCCAUCCUCUGAUUGGUGUGGGUCCGACUGCCGGAAGCCCUGCCAAUCAACUGUUUGAGAAGGCACUAGUGCGCGUAGUAGCACCACUGCCUUCUCUCAGCUGACCAAGCUUCAAUGGAGCUGGGCUGCAUUUAGGCCAUGUGACUGAUGAAUGUGUCAUCACAUGGUCUAGGGAAACCCGCGAGAAGGCCACAACGCUACUGUCAGCUCCGAUACCUUCUGAAAAAGCUGAUCAGCGGGAGUCUCUGGUGUCGGACCCCCAUCGAUCAGAUAUUGAUGAUCGAUAUCUAGCAGAUAGGUCAUCAGUUAAAAAUAUAAUUGAAAACCUUUUUAACCAGCAAUCUUUUCUCACACAAAAUGGAAUUAAAAUGCCAGCUGUCUAAUGGAAACCUGGCAGAUCCCAUUCUAAUCAAUACGGUUCUUCAGACGCUAUUAAUUUUAGUCAUGUGAUGGAGCCAGCAAAUGCUCUUUUUCUAGAAUGGAACAGAGAAAUGGAAAAAACUGGCGCAGAUGUGAACGCUGCCUAAUCCAGCAAACUCUUUGCCUCAUAAAUACAGUAUUAUACACUUUUUAUAUAUGUAUGUAAUAUGUAUUUCCAUCAGUGUUGUUACUUAAGUUGUAUUUGCUUUUACAGACUGUGUGAGGAUAAAGUGUCCAAUUUAUCAACUUGCAAAGCCGAAAUAAUACAGCUAUAAUGCUAUCUACACUGAAUAAAAAUAAA
Molecule: messenger RNA, 2539 nt
Organism: Bufo gargarizans (Asiatic toad)
Lineage: Eukaryota; Metazoa; Chordata; Amphibia; Anura; Bufonidae
Exons: 3
Coding region: 328-1287 (319 amino acids)
Cellular component (GO): membrane
Source: RefSeq, a predicted model, not a curated record